Molecule: messenger RNA, 3077 nt
Organism: Erigeron canadensis
Lineage: Eukaryota; Viridiplantae; Streptophyta; Magnoliopsida; Asterales; Asteraceae
Product: serine/threonine-protein kinase CTR1
Exons: 15
Coding region: 133-2790 (885 amino acids)
Biological process (GO): protein phosphorylation
Molecular function (GO): ATP binding; protein kinase activity
Source: RefSeq, a predicted model, not a curated record
CUUUUCAAAGUUUUAUCAAACAUUUUUGUUUACUUUACAUAGACAACAUUAUUUGUUUUGCUAGAUUUGUCUAUAUAUCGAUCGACCGAGUUCUAACUUUUGUUAUUUUUUCAUUAAUUUAUUACAAAAAAAAUGCCGCAUAGAACAACAUAUUUUUUUCCUAGACAUUUUACAGAAAAUGGUGCAGUAAUUACAAAUUCAUCUUCAGAAGAUAAAAUUAAUAAUAAUAAUACAGAUUCUUAUAGACAAAGAAGACUAGAUAGUAAUAGUAGUACAGUUAACCUGUUAUCAGAACGACAUCGUUUUGGGUCAUCUAAAAGUGAAAAAAGUUAUCACGGCGAAAAGAGUAGUGUGAAAAAGAAACAAGUUACUGAUUUUGUCAACUGGUUAGUGGAGAAAAAAAAUAGUUCCACUACUACUACUACUACUACUUCAGCUGCUUCUGGAUCACGGCGUGGUGGUCACGUGAGAUUGAACAACCACGCUGAUGAAGAUCAUCAUCACAUGGAUAGUUUACUGCCACCUGAUCAUACUAAGGAUGAGUUAAUAGAGGAUGUAGCCCUUGUUGGUGAUCAUGAUCACAUUGAAGAUCACUGGGAUGAUAAUCCAAUAAGUUUUCGGUACCGAAAAUCGAGAAGCAGGAGGAUAUCAAGUGACGUCGAAAGUAGUUACGCCGCGAGUUUGUUUUCGAAUACGAUCGGGAGUUCGAGUUCUUUGGCUUUUUAUAAGGAUUCUGUGACUGAUGAAGGAAGAGAUGAUGCUGAUCACGCUGAUGAUGAACAUCAUCAUGAUCAUUAUAAUGAUGUGGUGCAAGUUGAGAAUAAUUAUAAUGUGAGAAAAUGGCGUGAAAGUUAUUACUUACAACUUACACUUGCAAAAAGGUUGACACAUCAUGCUACUAUUGGUGAUGAGAAACGGCGUGGUGGUGGUGGUGUUGGUGUUGUUGCUGGUGGUUCUGUUGUGACGUGUUAUGACGCUGAGUCUGUUUCGUAUCGUCUCUGGGUUAAUGGUACUUUGUCAUAUAAUGAUAAGAUAUCAGACGGGUUCUACAACAUCAUCGGAAUGGAUCCAUAUAUGUGGAUGAUGUGCAAUGAUUCUGAAGAAGGAAAACGAUUACCCUCUUUAUUAGCACUCAAAGCCGUUAAUUCAGGUACUACAUCAAUGGAAGUGCUUCUUGUGGAUAGAUAUGGGGAUUCACGGCUAAGGGACUUGGAGGAUAAAGCACAGGAGCUCUAUUUUUCUGCUGAAAACAAUCUUAUGUUGGCUGAAAAACUUGGAAAACUUGUUGCUUCUACCAUGGGGGGCUCGUUUCCAGUGGAGCAAGAUGAUCUACGUGUUCGAUGGGAAUCGGCUAGCACGAGACAGAGGGAUCUUCAGAAUGGCAUAUUAGUCCCGAUUGGCAGCUUGUCUGUGGGACUCUGUAGGCACAGAGCUAUCCUUUUCAAGAAAUUGGCUGACUAUGUAGGACUACCUUGCCGUAUAGCUAGAGGCUGCAAGUAUUGUGUUGAAGAUCAUAGAUCCUCAUGCCUUGUCAAAAUCCAAGAUGACAAGAUCACAAGGGAGUAUGUAAUGGAUCUAAUUGGGCAACCAGGAAAUAUGUAUAAUCCGGACUCCUCGAUAAAUGGAGAUAUACUUUCUUCAGUACCUUCACCAUUUAAUAGUUCUCAUGUGAAAGAAGUCCAACAAGUUUAUGUGGACCGAGCAUCUAUAUCUCAAGUCAAGAGCAUUGAAGGAGGGCCCAAUGUAUCUGAAGAAGAAACUGGUAUGAACAGAGAAAUAAAAGAGUUGAGAUGUGUCCCAGUAGAUCGGAACAAUAAAAUUUGUGAGAUAGUUGAAACGCCAAAACUCAAAUUAGUUCCAUCGGAUCAGUUAAAGGUUGAGAGUGCUGGAAAAUGUAGAGGCAACUUUCCAGUUACCACUCCAAGGUACUUGACCCUUGAGCCGUCUCUUGCAAUGGACUGGCUUGAGAUUGCUUGGGACGAGUUGCAUAUCAAGGAACGUAUUGGUGCUGGCUCAUUCGGGACAGUUCAUCGUGCAGAAUGGCAUGGAUCGGAUGUAGCUGUUAAGGUCUUGACAGUCCAGGACUUUCAAGAUGAUCAGUUGAAGGAGUUUCUAAGAGAGGUUUCAAUCAUGAAACGUGUACGCCACCCAAAUGUGGUUCUUUUCAUGGGUGCAGUCACCGUCCGUCCACACUUUUCAAUUGUGACAGAGUAUCUACCUAGAGGGAGUUUGUUUCGCCUUAUACAUCGACCAACCGCAGGUGAAAUAAUGGAUCAAAGACGGCGUCUAAGAAUGGCUUUGGAUGUGGCAAAGGGCAUCAAUUAUCUACAUUGCCUUAGUCCUCCCAUCGUUCACUGGGAUCUCAAAUCCCCAAAUUUACUAGUUGACAAAAACUGGACGGUGAAGGUUUGUGAUUUUGGAUUAUCGAGAUUUAAAGCGAAUACUUUCAUAUCAUCAAAGUCUGUUGCUGGAACACCAGAAUGGAUGGCCCCUGAAUUUCUCCGUGGCGAGCCCUCAAAUGAAAAAUCUGAUGUUUACAGUUUUGGCGUGAUCUUGUGGGAGCUUGUGACCAUGCAGCAACCAUGGAACGGACUCAGCCCUGCUCAGGUUGUUGGAGCAGUAGCUUUCCAAAACAGGAAACUAACGAUACCUACCAACACUCCUCCGGCAUUAACUUCACUUAUGGAAUCUUGUUGGGCCGAUGAACCAGCUCAACGUCCGACUUUUAAGAGCAUCGUUAACUCAUUAAAGAAGUUACUCAAGUCUCCAACGCAAAUGGGAGGUCCAUGAGGACCACAUUAACAUAUUUCUUUGUUUAGGUUCUAUAGAACUGUAGUUUAGGUAUCAUAAAUCGAAAAUCCUGAAGAGGAUUAAUUACUAGAAUAUGUAAAAGCUAAAAAAGCUUCAUAUUCAUGCAGUUUCAAACUUUAUAACGGAAUUAGGUUGACACUUCAAACUGAAGUAUGUUUCUUAUUUGGGCUUGUCAUACAGUAAACCCGUAAACAAAUGGGUAAAAUAGAUUCAUAAUCAAACUCGGGUACAUCCUACUAAUAUAGCUUCAUCUAGCAGGUACGAAU